Molecule: messenger RNA, 1491 nt
Organism: Ostrea edulis (European flat oyster)
Lineage: Eukaryota; Metazoa; Mollusca; Bivalvia; Ostreida; Ostreidae
Exons: 2
Coding region: 284-817 (177 amino acids)
Source: RefSeq, a predicted model, not a curated record
UUCGUUUAAAUGAAGUUUACUACCCUUUGAAUUUCUUGAACAUUAUGCUUCGAUUAUGUUCUAGUGCAUUCACAUUAAAUUCCAUUCCAUUGAUAGUAUCGUGAAAAAGGACUCGUAUAAAACACCUAGAUCAACUACGUAUGCUAAAGCAGGGCCGGGUAGCGGUGACCCAAAACAGAAAUGGGGUCAGACAAGAGCUUGUUCUUAUUUUGUUAUCCAGUUUACAAGUGGUCACACCCUGUGUUUGUCAACAAAAGUUCUAGGAAUUCACGACCGGGAGAGAAUGUCAACGACGACUAAUGGCACGUGUCAGGCACAGGCAUGUGGCCCAUUUGUUUAUGUAACAUUUGCAGGAUCAAGCAAGAGGCACGAAAAAAAAGUUUUAGAUUUAUGUCUUUUGUGCAAAGGAGCAGGGUUUACCGUUAGGUGCGACAGUUACAGGGUGUUACCAAAAAGUGACGAGUUCAAUGUUAACCAAUGGCGAGACAAAAACUUUCGUCGCGCUGCCUGUGUCUUAUUUUGCAUUUCUCCAGCUUAUAUUGGACUAAUUAAAAAUCUGGAGGAACCCCAAGCUGUCGCAGAAGAGAGUGACCAAUCUAAGGGAGCAGUGUAUAUUUAUAAUUUAGCCCGAGCCGAACUAGUUAACAGCUGCAGUUACAACAAACGAUUUUUCUGCGUUUUGUUUGCAAACCCAGGAGUGAAUCUAACAGUUCCUCCAUGUUUUAAAUCCUGUUUAAAAUUCAGGUUUCCUGGAGAAUCACAAACUCUGAUCAAAGCAAUGCAAGCCCGCCAUAGUCCUAAUCAAGAGCUGCAUUAAGUGAUAAUGCAAUUUUGUUAGUAAAACACAACAAGUGUAUGAAAUAUUCCUUUUUUGGUACAUUGUAUAUAUAAAUUAUAGAAAGGAGGUUCUGAAUGUUCUGUGAUGGACGGAUCGCUUUGGCAAUAAUGGUAAAUGGCAAUUUAGCAUGCUGAUGUUCAACCAUUUGAAAUGCUAAAAAUGAAUUGGGCUGGCCGAGUUCCCUGUAUAAUCUAUUAGAUUUUCAUAGAGUUCUUAAUGAUAUCUUGCACGAUUAAGUACAUGGUAUUGAGAAAUACAUUGCACCUUGCUGGAAAGUUCGCGUUCUAAAUAUAUAUCCUUGUCAUAUUUUUUCUCGGUCUAGUGAACUCCGCUGAACAUAUAACAACGACAGCAUUGUAGGCAGUGGUGAAAGAUCAAUAUAAUCAUAUCCAACGAAAUUACUUAUUCCAUUUAAAAAUUAUUUGUUCAUAUCAUAGACAUCAUUUGUAACAUGAAAUGGUAUCCCGUAAUUAUAUGUACAUUGGAUAAACCUGUAGCUGUAAUCAAACUAAACUUUAACAACUCCAGAUUUAUCUCCCUUGACAUGCGUCAAAACUAUACCUUUUGCCCGAUGUUUAAAUCAUACAUUCAAGAAGUUGUAUCACGUAUAUGUCAUUACGUUACAGUAUCAAUAAAUGUUCAUAUUUCCAAUA